GCCAUUUCAGAGCAACUGGCUGCAGGCGAUUAAACGUGUGGACUGGAAUGAAGACAUUAUACAAAAAUGCUCGCGUCCCAGACGUGGAAGGGGGAACCUCUUGCCUCAGGAUGAGACGCCUAGACGCGUGAAAAAUCGUCAGUAUUUUACGCAUUGGGAAUGAGAGCGGGCUUUAAAAGUCAUACAGGACCAGAGGGAGGAAGCACCUACUAAGGGACGUCUACUGUGGAAGCAGUAGGGACUAAAAUACUGGUUAUUCAAGGCUCCACUCGGGACGCUCGUCCUUAUUUCCAGUGAGAUUUGACCAGUGGAGACGCGCGUAAAUACGCAUUCCAACCAUGGAAGACAUCGCACGGCAUUCCCAGCCUUCCUCGUGGAGGGAUUGUUGCUUGGUGAAGCAGAUCCGUAGAUUGACCCCUGUUGGUUUUCAAAGUGAAAUUAAAGAGUUGUCCAAACUAUCCUUUCCAGUGGUGAUUGCCCAGCUCAUGAUUUUUGCUGUGAGUUUUGUCAGUACUGUUUUCUGUGGCCAUUUUGGGAGGACGGAGCUGGCGGGAGUAUCUUUGGCCAUUGCAGUCAUUAAUGUUACGGGUAUAUCCAUUGGAACUGGUUUGGCAUCAGCAUGUGAUACUCUGAUAUCUCAGACGUAUGGGGGCGGUAACCUCCUGAGAGUUGGAGUCAUCCUGCAGCGGGCCAUCCUCAUCUUGUUACUGGCAUGUUUCCCCUGCUGGGCUAUCCUCAUCAACACAGAGCCCAUUCUGAUGGCUGUCAGGCAAGAACCAGAAGUAGCCAGGUUGUCUCAGACGUAUGUAAAGAUCUUUAUGCCGGCGCUUCCUGCUGCAUUCAUGUUUUCAUUAGAAUCAAGAUAUCUGCAAAACCAGGGCAUCAUAUGGCCACAGGUAAUCACAGGCGUCGUGGUGAAUCUUCUUAACGCCCUCGUCAACUACAUUGUUCUCUUCCCCUUAAAAAUGGGAGUGGAAGGAUCUGCUAUUGCCAAUAGCCUCUCCCAGUUCUCCAUGGCGGGGAUCCUCUAUGCUUAUAUCAUGUGGAAAGGGCUUCACAAAGCCACCUGGGGAGGCUGGAGUAAGGAGUGCCUCCAGGACUGGGGCUCAUACAUCCGUUUGGCUAUCCCCGCCAUGGUUAUGUUGUGUGCUGAGUGGUGGACUUAUGAGAUUGGAGGUUUUCUGGCAGGUCUUAUAAGUGAAGUGGAACUUGGAGCUCAGUCAGUUGUGUAUGAGCUGGCAAGUGUUGCUUACAAUUUCCCUUUGGGUUUCAGUGUGGCGGGAAGCGUGAGGGUUGGAAACGCUCUGGGAGCUGGAGAAACGGAGCAGGCCAAGCUGUCUGCAAAGACCGCCAUAUUCUGUGCAGGGUUGGUGUCUGUAUGCUUGUCAGUUCUCAUCGGCAGCCUGAAGGACCACAUCUCGUAUAUCUUUACAUACGAUGAACUAAUCAGAGAAAGAGUUGCAGACAUCGUUUCUUUUUAUGCUCCAUUCCUGUUCCUAGAUGCCAUAAAUGCUGCCUGUGGUGGUAUCAUAAGAGGAGCAGGUAAACAGAACGUAGGAGCUAUCUGCAAAUUUUUGGGAUAUUAUGGCGUUGGUUUUCCUGUUGGGGUGCCACUGAUGUUCGCAGCUAAAUUAGGAAUCAAAGGUCUGUGGACAGGCUUGUUUUUGUGCGUAUCACUGCAAUGCACAUUCCUGGUUUUCUAUCUGAGCAGGUUGGACUGGAAGACGGUCACAACUGAGGCACUGACACGAGCGGGGGUGUCUGACAGCUCCACUGAUGCAGGUCUUCAACCAGAAGAUGCGGGAAACUCGCUGGAUCAAACAGAGGCUUUAAUUCAGGUGGAGGGUGAAGAGGUGCCUGCGUCCAAAACGGCAGGAGACGAGCUUCCCUGCAGGACUCUGGUGCUGCGCAGAGGCCUGGCUCUGGCCGUCAUGCUGGUCAUCUUGGCUGCUGGAAUCAUUUCGAACGUGUUAAUCACUAACUUGGUUACAUGACUGGGAGCGAAGUCUACUGUACUUAGCAGGGAGAGCCCUUAGCCACCGGUGCUCAGCAUAACGCAGGUACUUGUGCUGCAUGACGAGGUAGAAGCACAAGUGCAGAUGAGCAAGAGGCAAAGAGAAUCAAGAAAGGAAGAAGCCAUGUGAUGAACAAACAAGAUAUUCUCUGAAGGCAGCCAGUGUCAGAUUAAUCAAAGUCUGAAUUAAGUUUGUUCUUAUGAGAAUCAGAAUCAAGUCAAGUCAGAGAGCUGACUGUGUUUUAGACAUGCUUUGACAUACUCAGGAGGUUAAAACUGCUGACUUCCUGGUUGGUCAAAUGCACCAUUGUCUUUAGGUGCAUCUGUUUCAAGACCCCCAUCACAUGCUCUAACAGAUAACAGGUAAGCCUGUUAUUUGUUUUUUGUCAGGGGGGUCGACUGACAGCCGUCUCAUUGUCUUUAAGGGUUAGUUGACCAUCUGAUGACAAGACCACUUAAGGUUUCUUAAAAGGAUGUCUGUUGCUCUGCACAGCACAGAUAAGUUGUUUAUUAACUGGAAAGUCAUAGGUGUGACUUUUCAACCAUCAUCUGAUCUGUUUGACCAUCUGUUUCUUCUAAUUGUUCAUUGUUUACCAAAUAUGGUUUUUCCUGUCAUCCUUGCUGAAUAAAAAGGGCUCGACUGCAGGGAGAAUUUGGUCAGAAGGCCUGACGAGCUCUAAAGAGGAGGGCCAUGUUGCCCUAAAGCUCCUCAGGACUUCUCUCCAACCUUCUGCAGAAGGCCUUGAAAAUCA
This is a messenger RNA of Cololabis saira (Pacific saury), 2766 nucleotides long. Its product is annotated as multidrug and toxin extrusion protein 1-like. The transcript has 17 exons. Gene Ontology annotation, cellular component: membrane. Gene Ontology annotation, biological process: xenobiotic detoxification by transmembrane export across the plasma membrane. NCBI's taxonomy places the organism in Eukaryota, Metazoa, Chordata, Actinopteri, Beloniformes, Belonidae. The record is from RefSeq and is a predicted model, not a curated record. Bases 339 to 1994 code for a protein of 551 amino acids. Gene Ontology annotation, molecular function: xenobiotic transmembrane transporter activity; antiporter activity.